UCUACAUGUGCGUUUGUUGUUGUUUUUAUCUUCUAUUUGUGAGUGAGAUCAUAGGGUAUUUGACUUUCUCCCUCUGACUUAUUCAUAUAAACUUUGUCUGGAAGGCAAUGAGGAGGCUUUGAAUUUUUUUCGAGAGAGGAAUGACAAUCUCGGAACAGGGCUUUUGGAAGAUUCUUGGACUGGAUGGUUUGAAGGAAAAGGCAGCAGAGAAGGAGACCAGUUGGUAGAAUACAAUAAUAGUCAAAGUGAGAGGUGAUGAGCACAUGUAUUAGGAUGGUAGCUACAGGGUCAUGGUGGUUUAUCACUGCGAAGGGAAGGGUGGCUUUCCAUUUCAAGCUCUGGUUAGUUGGUUUAUUGUGGUGAAGGGUGACAGUGGAUUUGGGUUGACAGAUAUGAGAAACAUCAGACAAUCUAAAGGCUUAUCUGAGAAAGUCCAUUGUUGAACAUUCAAAACAGUUCAAGAUCACACCCUUCCUCCUUUCAUUUACCCAUUUACAACAAAUGGUCCCUGGGUGCCUACUCUGUGCCAGGCCUAUGCAUGGGGAAGCCCUAGUCCAGGGAGCAGUCUAGACAUAUCAUCAGGCUGUAACAAUCUCCCGCAACAAAAGCCCAGAAAUCAAUAGUCUCAGAGGAGGAUGGGCAGUUGAAACACCCAAGCCAGUAUUGAAGGAUCUGGGCUACCCUCCUAUAGGAGGGGACUUCCAAGUGGAAAAUUCUAGCCAGCCAGAAGAAGAGAGCCCCUACGUCAGGCAGAGACAUUGUGGGGGUGCUGGGGAUCCCCAGGUGAAUAAGAUCUGGUUUCUGCCCUUUGACAUAAAUGCAGCCGUGUCAUGCAUAUAUGUUAUAUCUUUCUUCAAUCAAAAAAGAAGACUCUCCUCCCUGCAAACUUACCCUUUUUAAAGUUGAGCUGUCUGGAACCAUACCCACCAGAACGACAGAGUGGGACACGAGCCUUCCCACCAGCACACCCGCAGCCCUUUGAAGGAUGGGCGCAGGGUCCUUCUGGCUACCGGAAGGAACCUAGUUAAUGCGCCUGGUGGCAGGUGGCUAAUGUCCACAGAUUAGCCGUUCAGUGGUAUGCAUCGCCCUGGCCCCUUCACUCUCCUAGUUUCUUAUUUCCCUCCAAGCUGGGGCAAACUGGGACUGAAAGAGGACCGCUUUAAUUGGUUUGGGGACCCGAAGGUGGGGGAAGGGGAGAGGGAGAAAAACCACGCUUCGUGUACGAAUUAAAGAAGAAAGGAAAGUGAAAUCCGAAACUCUGGGGCAGAAAGCAAUCCCAGGCACACACUUUGCAAACCGCUGAGGGGAGCACACCUCGGUGGAUGGGGGGGGCGGGGGUCACCUGCCCAAUCUACCACCCUCCUGUUCUGGUACCAAAGCCAGGAGCCUGAGGGUCAGGGACAGCAGCAUGAGGGCAGUCCCCGUCUCUGCGCUCCCACAGGCCCCCCAAUUUCCAGCCCGAGGCUCCCCACUUCCUGUAGCCUUGGUCACCGCCCCGGGCCCGUGUGAGGGGCGGGGCUGCGGAAUUAAAAAAAAAAAAAAAAAGCGAGGUGAUUAGCAUGCCCUGAUCCCAUUGGCUCUCCGCCGGCGCUGCUUUACAUACGCCCGCCCCGCUGGCUGCUCCGGGUUUGCGGGGUUCGGGAGGGUUUGCAGCCGCCGCGGUCUCGGCUGCGCUUCAGUGCGGGGCGGGCGGGCGCCGAGCGAGCCCGGGCCGGGAGACGGGAGCCGGGAGCCCGGAGCCCAGAGCCAGCUGCCGGAGGAGCUGCUGCUGCGGUGGCAUCUGGGUCGAUUUCCGUCCUACGAACACCGAGGCCAGUGCCUGGCGGCUUCUGCGCCCAGCUGGGCCCAGGGAGGAGCGGGUCAGACACUUUUUAUUUUAUUUUGGAAGAAAGGGGCGAGUCCCGGCGUGAGCUUCCCUCCCGGCCUGGCUUGUCCUCAGUGCGCCCCAGCUCCGGCCCGGGCUCUGGAAGAUGACUCCAGGGUCUGCCCUGUGUAUUCCACCGGCGGCGGCUCCAGGAGGCAGCCGAAAGUAGUAACACUUGGUAGUAGCGGCUGGUGGAAAAGUGAGCCGAGGCGGCGCGGACUCGGCUGUGCCCGCGCCCCGGCGUCUGCUGCUCCUCGCUGCUCCUUCCCCUCGGCUCCCCGGCGGCCGCAGCAUGAAGUGGCGUAGCGAUGGCCAGGAGAGGUAAGAAGCCCGUGGUGCGGACGCUGGAGGAUCUGACGCUGGACUCGGGUUAUGGUGGCGCGGCGGACUCGGUGCGCUCCUCCAACUUGUCCCUGUGCUGUUCCGACUCGCACCCGGCGUCCCCGUAUGGCGGGAGCUGCUGGCCGCCUCUAGCUGACUCCAUGCACAGCCGGCACAACAGCUUUGACACCGUCAACACUGCCCUGGUGGAAGACUCCGAGGGGCUGGACUGCGCCGGCCAGCACUGCUCGCGGCUGCUGCCGGACCUCGACGAGGUCCCCUGGACCCUCCAGGAGCUGGAGGCGCUGCUGCUGCGCUCGCGCGAUCCCCGGGCAGGCCCGGUGGCCCCCGGCGGCCUGCCCAAAGACGCGCUGGCCAAGCUGUCGACGCUGGUGAGCCGGGCGCUGGUACGCAUCGCCAAAGAGGCGCAGCGCCUGAGCCUGCGCUUCGCUAAGUGCACCAAGUACGAGAUCAAGAGCGCCAUGGAGAUCGUGCUGUCUUGGGGCCUGGCGGCGCACUGCACGGCGGCCGCGCUGGCCGCGCUGUCUCUCUACAACAUGAGCAGUGCCGGCGGCGACCGCCUGGGCCGCGGCAAGUCUGCGCGCUGUGGCCUCACCUUCUCCGUGGGCCGCGUGUACCGCUGGAUGGUAGACAGCCGCGUGGCGCUGCGCAUCCACGAGCACGCCGCCAUCUACCUGACGGCCUGCAUGGAGAGCCUCUUCCGGGACAUCUACGCGCGGGUCGUGGCCUCCGGGCUGCCCCGGAGCUGCAGUGGUCCCGGUCCGGGCUCCAGCUCCGGUCCAGGCCCAGGCUCCGGCCCCGGCGCGGCCCCCGCGGUGGAUAAAGAGCGGGAGGCGCCCGGAGGGGGAACGGCGAGCGGCGGCGCCUGCAGCGCAGCCAGCAGCGCCAGCGGGGGCAGCAGCUGUUGCGCCCAGCCGGCCGCCGCUGCCGCCGCCGCCGCAGCCCCGCCGGCCGCCGCGGUCAACCACCACCAUCUCCACCACCAUGCGCUCCACGAGGCGCCCAAGUUCACCGUGGAGACGCUGGAGCAUACUGUCAACAACGACUCCGAGAUAUGGGGGCUCCUGCAGCCCUAUCAGCACCUCAUCUGCGGGAAGAACGCCAGCGGAGUGCUGUGCCUGCCCGACAGCCUGAACCUUCACAGAGACCCGCAGCGGUCCAGCAAGCCCGGAGAACUGCCCAUGUUCAGCCAGUCGGAGUUGAGGACCAUCGAGCAAUCCUUGCUGGCCACCCGCGUGGGCAGCAUCGCGGAACUGAGUGACCUGGUGUCCCGAGCAAUGCAUCACUUGCAGCCCCUCAAUGCCAAGCACCACGGCAACGGCACCCCCCUGCACCACAAGCAGGGGGCGCUCUACUGGGAGCCCGAGGCCCUGUACACCCUCUGCUAUUUCAUGCACUGCCCGCAAAUGGAGUGGGAAAAUCCCAACGUGGAGCCUUCCAAAGUCAACCUCCAGGUGGAAAGGCCCUUCCUCGUGCUGCCGCCGCUCAUGGAGUGGAUCCGGGUGGCCGUGGCGCACGCCGGCCACCGCCGCAGCUUCUCCAUGGACAGCGACGACGUCCGCCAGGCGGCCCGGCUGCUGCUGCCCGGCGUGGACUGCGAGCCGCGCCAGCUCAGGGCCGACGACUGCUUUUGUGCCUCUCGGAAGCUGGAUGCAGUGGCCAUUGAAGCCAAGUUCAAGCAGGACCUGGGUUUCCGGAUGCUGAACUGUGGGCGGACGGACCUGGUGAAGCAGGCGGUGUCUCUCCUGGGGCCCGAUGGGAUCAACACCAUGAGCGAACAGGGCAUGACCCCGCUGAUGUACGCCUGCGUCCGUGGGGACGAGGCGAUGGUUCAGAUGCUGCUGGAUGCCGGAGCUGACCUGAAUGUGGAGGUUGUCAGUACUCCUCAUAAAUAUCCAUCCGUCCACCCCGAGACCCGCCAUUGGACGGCUCUGACUUUUGCUGUGUUGCAUGGACAUAUUCCUGUAGUUCAGCUCCUCCUGGAUGCCGGGGCCAAGGUGGAAGGCUCUGUGGAGCACGGCGAGGAGAACUACUCAGAAACGCCCCUCCAGCUCGCAGCCGCUGUAGGAAAUUUUGAGCUGGUUAGUUUGCUGUUGGAGCGUGGCGCGGAUCCCCUGAUAGGCACCAUGUACAGGAAUGGAAUUUCUACCAGCCCCCAGGGUGAUAUGAAUUCUUUCAGCCAGGCUGCAGCCCACGGACACAGGAAUGUGUUCCGCAAACUGCUCGCUCAGCCAGAGAAGGAGAAGAGUGAUAUCCUGUCCCUGGAGGAGAUUCUGGCCGAGGGGACUGACCUGGCGGAGACAGCCCCGCCCCCCCUGUGCGCCAGCCGCAACAGCAAGGCCAAACUGAGAGCCCUGAGGGAGGCCAUGUAUCACAGUGCUGAGCAUGGCUACGUGGAUGUCACAAUUGAUAUCAGGAGCAUAGGUGUCCCCUGGACCCUGCACACGUGGCUGGAGUCCUUGCGGAUCGCCUUCCAGCAACACCGCAGGCCCCUCAUCCAGUGCCUGUUAAAGGAGUUUAAGACCAUCCAGGAGGAGGAGUACACGGAGGAGCUCGUCACCCAAGGCCUGCCCCUGAUGUUUGAGAUCUUGAAAGCCAGCAAGAACGAAGUGAUCAGCCAGCAGCUGUGUGUCAUCUUCACUCACUGCUACGGGCCCUACCCCAUCCCCAAGCUCACGGAGAUCAAACGGAAACAGACCUCGCGACUGGAUCCUCAUUUCCUUAACAAUAAAGAAAUGUCCGAUGUUACCUUUCUGGUAGAAGGAAGACCAUUUUAUGCUCACAAAGUGCUGUUAUUUACAGCGUCUCCAAGGUUCAAGGCGCUCCUCUCCAGCAAACCAACAAAUGACAGCACCUGCAUAGAGAUCGGCUACGUGAAGUACCCCAUCUUUCAGCUGGUCAUGCAGUAUCUCUACUACGGCGGCCCCGAGUCACUUCUCAUUAAAAACAACGAGAUAAUGGAGCUCCUGUCUGCAGCUAAAUUUUUCCAGCUGGAGGCUUUGCAACGACACUGCGAGAUUAUCUGUGCAAAGAGCAUCAAUACGGACAACUGUGUGGAUAUUUACAACCACGCCAAGUUUCUUGGAGUCACAGAGCUCUCAGCAUAUUGUGAAGGCUACUUUCUCAAAAACAUGAUGGUCCUCAUCGAAAACGAAGCAUUCAAGCAGCUCCUGUAUGACAAAAAUGGCGAAGGGACGGGCCAGGACGUGCUGCAGGACUUACAGAGGACGUUGGCCAUCAGGAUUCAGUCAAUCCACUUGUCGUCUUCCAAAGGUUCUGUUGUCUGAAACGCCCAGCGGAGGGAACGCUCCCCGGGAACUUCCCAGAUCUCCUGCUACAUUGGCCUCACACAAACACAUACAAAUCCCACGUGGCGUCUGAUUUUGGCCAAGGAGCUGCCUCUAUGGCCUCAGCUUCUCUUGAAUAAGCAAACUCAGCUCCCAUGUGUUCCUGUUGAAAAACGAAGGCUAUUCCACCGGUCUGCAGAUCAGCUCGCAGCUGGGUCCGGAGCUUGAAGGUCAACAUGGGGCAGCCAAGCUAACCCCAGUCUGAGCACCCCUGGGGCACUUGAACACCCAUUGUGGGGACCACUGUCGAAAGGAUGGAUUGAGAACUAAGGGUCCUUUGGUUUCCAGGUUGACAGUUGGAGAACUUUACUGACCCCAAAGAGCAUUGAUUACGCAUUAAAGACUUUAGCAGCUGUGGUUCAGCAAGAGUCAGGCAUGGUAGCGAAUUGGUGAGACUAUUACCAGUAACGAAGAAAUAAUUUGGCAAAUUUUUAGGGGUGGGAACUUUUUAAAAUGUUCAUAAAAAAAACAAAAACAGGGCAGCCUUGUAGUUUAAAAUAUAUUUCUAAAAGCUUCACAGUUCAUUUUCAACUGAAUUGUGUUUAGGGAUCUGUGUUUUGAGGUUAUUUUUUUUUUCUUUUUUUUUAAAGAAAAACAGUAAGUCACAGGUCCACACUGUAUAACAUGCAUCUGACAAGAUAUUGCCGAUAUUCUAUACAAGGUGAAAUAAUCUGCCUUAGUGAUCAUGGUUACAUAAAAAAGGUGCACUGCCAAUAAUUAUCCUAAUUCAGUAGUUGAAAACAGCCUGCAUGCUAAUCGUGGUUUCGGGAUGAGAUUUAAAUGCCCCCACGUAACAAAACAUGCGUUUGCAUGGGCCUGAACCUGUGAAAUGUUAUGUUUGCGCUUCAUUUUUUGCCAAGAUAAAAAUGUUCCAUCACUUCUUGCUAAAAGUCCAUCUGGUGAAACUAACAUAUCCAUUUCUUCUCCCAAUUACGAAUGAGUCUGGGAUGCCUUUGCAGAAAUGUCUUUAUAGAUGAUGCUGAAUGGGGGGUGGGGGGGAGCACGUCCGAGAAUUUACUAUUAAUCCCAGAGUUUUCUCUGUAUUCUCAGAAGAUGUUAAUAGUUUGUUACUAGCCAGAGAAUAUGACUAUGCUAGAUUAUUUUUAAAGAUGAAACAUAUAUGAUAGGAUGGAUUCUUUCUGUAUUCUGAGAGUGUACAGUAUAGGGUUAUCUAUAAUGAAAGUGUCUUUUGACAGGGUUCCGUUUGCUCUGCCAUAUAUUAUAAGCAAAACAGAUUGGUGAGGUGCCACAAUAUUCCAAAUAAUUUUUGAGUUGCUGCCUUUUUUCUCGUCCUUUCAUUUGAAACCUAGAUACAUGCAGUAAAAACUAGGAGAAUGACUUUUACCACUUUGGGAUGACAAAGUUUCGUUGAUAAACCUAUUUCCUAGCAUGCCUUCGGGAAGUUGUGUGCAGACCCUAGAUUCUAAAGGAGCUGCUCUUCAUCCAUCGAGCUCGCUCCCUGAGCCAUUGUUCAGAGGACCGGUGUCCAGUCCUGUUUCUUGAGUCUGACCCGUGGAGUGCAUGGGCCACGCUGUCUACAGUACUGGCUCUCCUGGAUGCUAAUACAUCAUCCACUUGGUCAUUUACCAUCCUCCCCAGGCCCCACCAUCAAAUGAGGAAAGGGGAAAAAAACUGCCUGCAGGGGAGUCCAAGUCACAGAUGCACAGCACGUGUGUGAGCCGUCACUGUCUCCUGCCUCCGUCGUGUCCUCAGAGAUGCUACGUGGAUGUUUCCUUAGCCUCGACUGACUUCCUUGUGAAUGUCUAAUGCCAGUUCAGGGUCUCCAGGCGUUGAUUUGUACGGUGGCAACUCUUGACGGGCUUCUGUUAUAGUUUGGUGUGCUUUCUCUGUCAUUAAAAGCAAUGAUUUUCCCAA
Messenger RNA from Equus caballus (horse), 7428 nucleotides. It is a transcript of the gene ABTB3, whose product is annotated as ankyrin repeat and BTB domain containing 3. Gene Ontology annotation, molecular function: protein heterodimerization activity. The record is from RefSeq and is a predicted model, not a curated record. Gene Ontology annotation, biological process: SMAD protein signal transduction. NCBI's taxonomy places the organism in Eukaryota, Metazoa, Chordata, Mammalia, Perissodactyla, Equidae.